CAUCACCGGAAAUUAUCUUGUUACCGCACGACAGCAUAUGCCCUCAUCGACGAGCCAUGAAAGUACGUUCUUCAGUGAAGAAAAUGUGUGAGUUUUGUCGGACGAUCAAACGACGUGGACGAGUUUAUGUAUUAUGCACUUCCAAUCCCAAACAUAAACAGCGUCAGGGCUUCUCAACAUUUGCAUAUGAAGGUCCAUUACCUCCAACUUCCUUGGUGACAAGUGGCGAGAAGGAGACAUCACUCGUUCGUAGCUUCACAAAUGGAUUGCCUGCUUUUAUCUACAAAAAGGAUGAAAUGUUACCAGUAACACCUUGGUGGAGAAUGGGUCUAGUUUCCCGUCUGCUCAAUCCAGGCUGCAAGCAGUAGAAAAAAAUUGUAAUAGAUUGUUGAAUUUUAACAAAGCUUGAGAAAUUGAGCGCAACUUAGCUGUAUUAGCUAGACAUAUUUUUCAAAUAUUCUAUUUCAGUAUUACAAGAACUUCGAUAAAUUAUGCCCGAUUUAUUGGAUACCGUCAUGAUGGGUUUUGGCUGGAGCAAAAAAAUCAACUUUCUUGGAGUGUUUGCUUACA
Olea europaea var. sylvestris is the source of this 570-nucleotide messenger RNA. RefSeq lists its product as uncharacterized. Bases 57 to 368 code for a protein of 103 amino acids. The transcript is spliced from 3 exons. Gene Ontology annotation, biological process: translation. Gene Ontology annotation, molecular function: structural constituent of ribosome. Gene Ontology annotation, cellular component: ribosome. Lineage: Eukaryota; Viridiplantae; Streptophyta; Magnoliopsida; Lamiales; Oleaceae. The record is from RefSeq and is a predicted model, not a curated record.